AUGCCGCAGUUAUCGAGUCUAUGGUACAUAGCUUCCGUUAGACGCUACGAUUAUUUCAAUUUUUGUAUAAAUAAGUUACAUUGCGCUUUACACUAUAAUAGAUGUUUGACCAAUAUAGUAUUUACUAGAUUUUACAAAUCUACCGUCUCUGACUUUGGACUGCUAGAGCCAAUAUCCACCAACGAUCCCACUGUUGGCGGAAUUCUAGUACCUGGUAUUACCAAGGAUCCUUUUUUUAAGGAUAUUACACUUCCUGUCAAGUGUAUAGGCUGUGGCUCCAAGUUUCAGUCAGUCGACCCAGCCAAACCAGGGUAUGUGCAUGAUGGCAUAUUACACAGUUCACAUGCAAGGGGGAAGGUUGUAUGGCCAGAAAUUAGGGGUAAAGUUGUGGAAUCAGUCCCAGACGGGGUUAGGGUUGAUAGAGUGGAUGAUCUUAAGUUUAUAGCGAAAAGGAGGAGAGUUAUAUGUAAAUACUGUUAUAAACUACAGUAUUAUAAACGUAUAGAUGGUGAAAUCACUCCCAUUUAUCGCCCACAAAUUCCUGAAAAUAGGGAAGCGGAAUCACGAGUUGUGGCACAUAAUAUGACACCAAGUAAAAAAGUGGUAAAACUUCCAGUCGAAUGCCAAGUGGCAAUUGCUAAUGAAGGAUUUAAGAUAUCCCACAGCCCUGAAAUUAUAUCGCAAUUGGUGUACCAGAUAAGGCCAAAUAGUAUAAUUAUUUACGUGCUAGACCUUACAAACAUCGAAGUGACAAUGCUACCCGAGCUAUAUAUCGCCCUUAGUAAUAAGAAAUUGGAAGUUAUAUUUGUACUUAACAAGUCUGAUGUAUUGCCACACGGGACCAGUUUGCCCAGGGUGAAAAUGUGGAGCAGGCGCCUUGUAAAACACCUGGGUAAUGUACACAAUGAGAAUGUGAUUGUCUGUUCUUCUACAAGUGGCUAUGGAUUUGAUAAACUGGAACAACGCUUGGAACAUUACCUUUGUAACAACAAGUACAUUUACGUUGUAGGAUCUGUUAAUGUCGGCAAAUCUACUCUUGUUAACAGAUUCCUUACAUAUGUGGGUUACAAAGAAAUUGGCACAAUAUUCAGCAAAAGGGCCGUAGGUGGGAUUACUAGAUCUUCCGUCCCCGGAACUACUUUGGGUCAUGUAACUUUUGGUUUAGGUAAGGGGAUCAAAUUAGUCGAUACGCCUGGAAUUCCAAUAGGUGGCCAAAUGUCUACAAUUCUACCCAAAUCGAUAGAUCUGUGCGCUAUUGCAAUAACCAAACCGAUACAACCUGUCAAAGUUAUAUUGAAUGAGUAUCAAUCGUUAAUUAUUGGUGCUUUAGCGCGGGUGGAUAAUGUCAAGGGGUGUGAUCUAAAUAUUACAUGCUACACUUCUCAAAAGUUGACUUACAAGACUUGCAAACUCAACAAAGCUGGAGAUUUGAUGAAGGAACAUGGAUCUGUAUCACUGCAUCCUCCCUUUUUUAAAGAAGAUCUUGAGUCCCUGGGCGAUUGGUCUAUUUAUGAACUUGAGCUGAAUGGAGAAUCUUGUGAUAUAGUAAUACCCGGCCUUGGUUGGCUUACCUUCUAUGGUAAUGGGCCAAAGACAACGAACAUUCAUAUACCAUCAAGUGUCAAACUGUUCAAACGCCCCGUAAUGUUAUCGCCAAGAAGGCAGAAGGACAGGAAGAUUUAUUUGUCUUCGAGGGGUCGUAGCUACAAAAUGUACAAGCUGAAGCAAUCCAUUAUUAAGCAAAAAAGGGACGAUAUGCUUCGCAUCAGGGCUAUGAAAUCCAGAAAUGCGAUAGACAAUGUAGACAAUGGAGUUGAUGUAUCAAAUUAG
Messenger RNA from Babesia microti strain RI, 1830 nucleotides. RefSeq lists its product as uncharacterized. The transcript has 8 exons. Lineage: Eukaryota; Apicomplexa; Aconoidasida; Piroplasmida; Babesiidae. Gene Ontology annotation, cellular component: mitochondrion. The record is from RefSeq and is a predicted model, not a curated record. The coding region runs from base 1 to 1830 and encodes 609 amino acids. Gene Ontology annotation, molecular function: GTP binding; GTPase activity.